AUGUUAUCUACAUCUGCAUCGUCAGUUUCAUAUAGACAAAAAGGAAAGCUGCCUUCCGCUAAUAGCAAACUCUAUAAAGGAUUUGUUCAUGAUGCCACUAGCAAAUUGUCGGUCGGAUCAAUACCUGCAAAAUUGGAACUCAUAAUAUAUAGAGAUCAAAGCACGAAAGCAUUUGGAUCCAGUGAACCAAGAUUUAAAUAAUAAUUACCUGAUAAUCCAGGGCCUUAAGAAUACGAUUCUAGUUUAUAUUAGUUCGGUAAAGUACAAUCAGAAUCCAUUUCCAAUAAAGGCACUGGAGGAUUAGCUUGUUCUUAAGAGAGAAAUGUAUUUGCCCCUAAAUAUGUCAAUUCAGGACCUGGACCUGGAUAAUAUAACUCAAAUCAUAGCUUUAAUUCUUCAUAAUCAACUAACAACCCUUCAUUUUUUAUGAGAUAAUAAUAAUAAAAGAGCGUUGAAAAGGUUGAAGUGAUCAACCCUGGACCAGGAGAAUAUGAUAUGCCACAACCAAAGAAGUCGAACGUAGUUAAAUAUGUGUUCUCAUCUAAAACAUUAAGAGGCUAAUUCUAGAAUAAGCCAGAUAAUCCUCCUCCUGGUUAAUAUGAAGUCUAGAAUUAAUUAUCAAAGCCUGAGCACAAAGGACCUACAUCAAGUUUUUACCCUGAUGGAGCUUAAUUACGAGAGAUAACACCAUAAUAACAAAUUGUAGCUAUGAUGCUGAAUGAUAAAGAUAAAUAGAAUGAUAGAUUAUUGCCAGGACCUGGUGAUUAUGAAGUUAAGUUCCCAGUUUUUGAUCCAGAUUAUAUAGUAAAGAAAGAAUUGUCUUCUUUUGCAAUUCAACCUGGAAAAGAUCGCUUCGGAAAAUAAGAAAGAGAAUAAGAUCCAGAAAAAAUUGGGCCAGGAUCUUAUUAAUUACCAAGCAAAUUUGAUGAAAUAGCAAAAGACAAAUUAUUAGUGUCAGGUAAUGUGUUCAUGUCGGAGAGUUUAAGAUAACCAUAUGGUGAUUUUGAGAAGAAAUUAGGGCCAAAUCCCAAGAGUCCUUAUAUAUUGCCAAAGAAAAAGAAUUUUCACUUCAAUCUUUAAAGAAAGUGGGUGUGA
Molecule: messenger RNA, 1095 nt
Organism: Paramecium tetraurelia
Lineage: Eukaryota; Ciliophora; Oligohymenophorea; Peniculida; Parameciidae
Exons: 4
Biological process (GO): epigenetic programing of male pronucleus
Cellular component (GO): male pronucleus; germinal vesicle; female pronucleus
Molecular function (GO): histone binding; chromatin binding
Source: RefSeq, a predicted model, not a curated record